UGGUCCCAAGCUGCACCCGGGAGCUGGCCACCCACUAACCCUCCCGCCCCGAGAUCUCCAGCCCCCAACUGCAGUCGCCUCCCCAGCAGUCCCGAGAUCGGCCUAGUCUGCCUGGAUCACCAUGUUUCCUCGCCCUCUGACCCCACUGGCGGUCCCAAAAGGCGCCGAGCCCCUGGGCCGCACGCCGAGGCGGGCCCAAAUGAGUAGGGCCCGUGCUGGGCUCGGGGGGCCACCCUUGCUGCUGCCGUCCAUGCUGAUGUUUGCAGUGAUCGUGGCCUCCAGCGGGCUACUGCUCAUGAUCGAGCGGGGCAUCCUAUCGGAGAUGAAACCCCUUCCCCUCCACCCUUCCAGUCACAAAGGCGCGGCCUGGCGUGGGACAGCUCCCAAGCCUGGAGGCCUAUCCUUGGAUGCUGGGGACUCGGACUUGCAAGUGCGGGAGGACGUCCGAAACCGGACCUUGAGGGCGGUGUGCGGACAACCGGGCAUGCCCCGGGACCCCUGGGACUUGCCGGUGGGACAACGGCGCACCCUACUGCGCCACAUCCUCGUAAGUGACCGCUACCGCUUUCUCUACUGCUACGUCCCCAAAGUGGCCUGCUCUAACUGGAAGCGCGUGCUGAAGGUGCUGGCGGGCGUCCUGGACAACGUGGACGUCCGCCUCAAGAUGGACCACCGCAGUGACCUGGUGUUUCUGGCAGACUUGCGGCCUGAGGAGAUUCGCUAUCGUCUGCAGCAUUACUUCAAGUUCCUGUUUGUGCGAGACCCCUUGGAACGCCUCCUGUCUGCUUACCGCAACAAGUUUGGGGAAAUCCGAGAGUAUCAGCAGCGCUAUGGAGCUGAAAUUGUCAGGCGCUACAGGGCUGGAGCUGGCCCCAGUCCUGCAGGGGACGAUGUCACCUUCCCAGAGUUCCUGAGAUACCUGGUGGAUGAGGAUCCUGAUCAUAUGAAUGAGCACUGGAUGCCUGUGUACCACCUGUGCCAACCAUGUGCUGUGCACUACGACUUUGUGGGUUCUUAUGAGAGGCUGGAGGCUGAUGCCAACCAGGUGCUCGAGUGGGUGCGAGCCCCACCCCAUGUCCGGUUCCCAGCUCGCCAGGCCUGGUACCGGCCGGCUAGCCCGGAAAGUCUGCAUUACCACCUGUGCAAUGUCCCGCGAGCCCUGCUUCAGGAUGUGCUGCCUAAGUAUAUCCUGGACUUCUCCCUCUUUGCGUACCCACUGCCCAAUGUCACCAGGGAAGCCUGUCGCCAGUGACAGUAGUGAGCCGGCAACUUUUGGAGUUUGGUUUUAAUGACAUCGGCUUCAAGGUACCUUUCAGAGAAUCCUCUGGCUCUGGGGCUUGCCAGUUUCUCUAGAUGUCUCCAUAUCUCAGUGGCUGGGACUCAGGCUGUCCUUGUCCACGGUAGGGCCAGACACAAGUGUGUUACUCAAGCCAUAUGUUUGAUCUAAAGACUGCCUCCAGGCCUCUUGCUGCUGGGCCUGUGCCGUUCACCUGGUCCAUCGGAAUGUAACCUGUGGCCAAAUCCCAAAGGUGGGACCAGCCGAGCACAUGAUCACGCCUGGGACCAAUGGCUCUGACCCCCGUUUGCUCACCCCAUGGACCUCGGGACUGGAGCGAGCUGUGGUGCCUUAUACAUGAAUUUUGAGCCUUUGUACUCCAGACUUUGAAUUCCCUACACAUUUUUCAUUUUCCCAAGGAAAGAAAAACUGGAAGUAGGGCCCUUACCUCACAGCUCUAAGAUCCAGCCCUUCAAGCAUCCAAAGACGUGUGCGCCUGACCUCUUCCUAGGGCUCUUGGAGCAUCUUCAAUAAACCUCCCUUCCCUACAAAGCCUUUGAGAUUGUGUCUUAGCCUGUGUAUCUGGCUGUCACUUGUCUAAUGCAUUUAUUUAAAAUGUGUGUGUGUAUAUACAUACAUACAUACAUACAUACAUACAUACAUACAUACAUUAUUUGUUUCUCUGUACAGCCCUGGCUGUCCUGGAAUUCACUUUGUAGAUCAGGCUGGUUUCAAACCCAGAGAUCUGCUUGCCUUUGCCUCCUGAGUGCUGGGAUUAAAGGCAUGAGUUUCUAUGCCCAGUUAAAUGUGUAUAUAUUGAUAGAAUCUUUGUAAGG
Messenger RNA from Microtus ochrogaster (prairie vole), 2112 nucleotides. RefSeq names its product carbohydrate sulfotransferase 14 (gene Chst14). NCBI's taxonomy places the organism in Eukaryota, Metazoa, Chordata, Mammalia, Rodentia, Cricetidae. Gene Ontology annotation, molecular function: sulfotransferase activity. Gene Ontology annotation, cellular component: membrane. Gene Ontology annotation, biological process: dermatan sulfate proteoglycan metabolic process; carbohydrate biosynthetic process. The record is from RefSeq and is a predicted model, not a curated record.